AUGGGAACAUCAACAAGUAAACUUGAUGAUAAAGUUUAUGAAUCAAUUGCUAAAUAUACCGAAUUAACACGUGAUGAUAUUUUAGCAUGGGAAGAACGUUUUACUCAUCAGUGUGAUCCAGGUUCAACAACAAUGACUAUGGAACAAUUUUGUAAAUUCUAUCAAGAACUUCGACCAACAGAAAAUGUUAAACGUUUAAGCGAAAAUGUUUUUCGUGCAUUUGAUUUAAAUGGUGAUCAUGGUAUAAGUUUUUCUGAAUUUCUUAUUGCAUAUGUAGCAACAACAGAAGCACCAUUGGAACAAAAACUUCGAUAUGCAUUCAAUGUUUAUGAUUUAGAUCAUAAUUGUAUGAUUGAUCGUGCUGAAAUUUUAUUUAUUUUACGUGCAAUGUUUCAAUUAUUAGGAAUGAAUGAUGAUAAUUCACAUAAAUAUUCAUACGAGCAAUGUGCUGAUACAAUCAUGAAAAAUCUUGAUGUCAAUGAAGAUCAACGUAUAUCACAGGAAGAAUUUAUUCAAGGUUUAAAACAAGAUCCAUUUUUACGAAGUCUUAUGAAUCCAUUUCAAAAUGAUUAA
This is a messenger RNA of Adineta steineri, 573 nucleotides long. NCBI's taxonomy places the organism in Eukaryota, Metazoa, Rotifera, Eurotatoria, Adinetida, Adinetidae. The record is from the annotation of a GenBank genome assembly.